Rana temporaria (common frog) is the source of this 3878-nucleotide messenger RNA. It is a transcript of the gene CLCF1, whose product is annotated as cardiotrophin like cytokine factor 1. The coding region runs from base 148 to 819 and encodes 223 amino acids. The record is from RefSeq and is a predicted model, not a curated record. The transcript has 3 exons. Gene Ontology annotation, biological process: ciliary neurotrophic factor-mediated signaling pathway; negative regulation of neuron apoptotic process. Gene Ontology annotation, molecular function: ciliary neurotrophic factor receptor binding. NCBI's taxonomy places the organism in Eukaryota, Metazoa, Chordata, Amphibia, Anura, Ranidae.
UCCUCUCCCUCCACCCUCCCACAGAUCACCCAGUCUGGUUUUAAAGGAAGGUAACAGCGAGACAUGGCACUCUCUGCCCUGGCUACUAAAGAGACAGCUGGGCUACUACCAGCAAACCCCAGCCACUGACUAUUCCUGGGCCUCGACAUGCGGCUUAUCACAGAGGGCUCACAGAGAGUCCUAUGUGCUAUGCUGGUCUCUCUCUUGCAUGCGGUCUCUGUCGAUGCUUUAAACAUAACAGAUCCUCUUGCUAGAAGCUCAAUACAGAAAAGCUACGAUCUCACAAAAUACCUGGAACACCAACUGCGCUCACUUGCUGGACCAUAUUUAAACUAUCUUGGUCCUCCUUUCAACGAUCCAGACUUCAACCCCCCUCGUGCCGGUGGUCCAGACGCCAUCCCUAGUGCAUCAGUGGACUCUCAGAUGUGGCGCAACCUGAAUGACAGCCUGCGUUUAGCAGAGAACCAUCGGGCCUACAGUCUCCUGCUCUGUUACCUGCGUUCCAUUGACAGUGAAGUGGCCAGAACUGAACUUCGAAGGAGCAUAGGCCGCUUCUGCACCAGCCUGCAGGGUCUGGUUGUCAGCAUUGCUGGUGUCAUGUCUUCCUUGGGCUACCAGCCUCCACCUGAAUUCUCCAAUUCUUCUCCUCAGUUUGGGUUGGGGUUUGGGAGGGGCAAUGACUUUCUGCGCAAGAUGGAGGACUUCUGGCUGCUGAAAGAGCUGCAGAUCUGGCUCUGGCGGUCAGCAAAGGACUUCAACAGGCUAAAAAGGAAGGUACCUGCGGUAGUGUCCUUCCGAGUGGAAUUUCGGGGCUACUGAUGUGGUGGAGACAGAGGAGAAUUAUAAUGUAGGAAAUUCUUAUUUAAACACUUCUAAAAAGAGCAAAUACACUUCAAAAAUGAAUGCAAGAAUAUUUCUGGUGAAUUCUGGACCUUGCCCUUUAACUUCUUGACAAUGGAUUAAAACCUGGAAGAAACAUCUAAACCAGAUUAACAGUAAUAGAGAGAAAGUUUACCAGAAGUCUUCAUUCCAGAAUCUUUUUUGCAAUAAUGAUGUUAAGAGACAAGAAGAACAAAACAAGGUUACCAAAUUGGAAGCAACUCCUAUGACUUACCAAACAAACAUUUCUCACUGCCAGUGGGAUGAACUUUUUUUUGGCUGUGCACAAUUUUUUAGAGUAUUUAUGCUUAAAAAGAGCUUUAUAAAGAGGUGAACAACCACUUUUUUCAUAGAAGAUGACACAACGUGUUUAUUUUUUCAAUUUUCUAAGGCCAAACCAGAGUCAGUCCCAUUAGCAACAUUCCAAAAGAAACAAUUAAAAUAUAUUUUUAAUAAGAAAGUACUAGAUAUGUAUCAUUGAAAUUCAUAAUAAUCUAGAUACACAUGUAUUACCAUGCACUGUUAUGUUCAGACAAAUGUAGCGGUCCAUUUAAACCACUUUUAAAUGAUGAUAAGUAUCUACAUAGAAUAAACAGUUGUACCCAGUAAUCUGAUUUUAAAGAAGGUGCAGAGUGCCACUUAUAUAACAAGGAAAAAUAGCCUUAUAUAUGAAGCUGUUGACAUAUCCAUCGCAAAUAAUAUUUUUGUAGCUGUCUCUAAGUGCCUUUAUCUUUGUACAUAUAUGUGUGUAUAAUGGGUGCCUUAUUGUACAUACUUGAAUAAUGUAUUUUUUAUGCUCCUUUUGCUGCAAAACUCAGACAGCCAGAUUUAAAGGACCAAACAAAAAUCCAUGAAAUUUUAUCGGUUUUGUAGAAAACGACUUCUGCACUGACAUUCACAAUAUUUAAAGGGAAUUAUUGGGAAGAAAGAAGACCAUCUAGGUCAUCUUUUGUGUAGCAGCAGAUCUGCUUAAAAAUACAGUUAAAAAAGUUAUUCAAAACUCCAAAGAAUUCUUUAGUCCCUCUAUGUCUAUGCUGUGCUACUUCGAAGGGUUGGAAGCAUUUAGUGAUGCCAACUGCUUUUAAUGUUCAGCCUGUAGCACUCGCAUGUAAGGAUACAUUGGCUCUGAUCCAGCCAAUUAUCUGAUAUAUCUGUUAUUUGCUUGUUGGCACACAAACACUAAUGCUCAGUGAACAUGAAAGCAGACUUUGAUUGGAUUCUAUGUACAAGCCCACAGUUAUGGUACUGCUUUAAAGGGGUAAGGGCCCUCACCUCCCUGAUUUGUAUUUCCCUAUAUCACUAUUGACAGAAGAUGUAUAGAUUCUAGCAAAAGUAUUAGGUAUGAGAUUAACUCAGGUAUAACAUGAAUAUACAUUUUAACCAGAUGGGGGUUCAUGCAAAUACCCUUAACACCUUUAACAUACAGUACAUAGGAUGUUCUUACAGAGUUAGAAAUGUCCUCUGCUUUUACUUUUCCAACAGUGCUUUACUCCAGUCAGUUUAAAAAUAGUUAGGAUGGCUAAUUAUUUCUAGUGUACCAGCCAUUGCAGCCGUUUCUAUCUGUGCAAGGAACUGAGUCUCCAUCUCCUCUUUAAUACUGGGGGGGGCAGUGGCAGCUAAAGAGGAUCUUUAGUCCCCCUUACAUUUGGUCCCACUCCUCCACCAUCUUCUCCAUCUUUGUUGGUCUGGUGCCUGUGCAGAUGUGGCAAAGGGCUCUGCCUAGUUUUCGGGUGCCAGUAGAGCCCUGCAGUACAUCUGCGCAGGUGCAGGGGGAUUCUGCGCAUGCACCGACGUGCUGAAGUUUGGGACUUCCAUACCUGCACUGUGCAUGUGCAGAUGUGCUCCGGGGCUUCAGUCAUUCUUGCCUUAUAAUAAUAAUGGCCAAAUAUGAGAGAAGAAUGGAGAAAAGAAGGGUAAAAUUAUUAUUUUUUUAAGGUGAAGGUCUAAUCUAAAUGUACAAAUCCCAGUAUAUAACCUGAGCAACAGAGCUCUACUUGUACUGGGCAAUUUGUCAGUGUUGAAUGGGGUUGUUUUUAAAACAUGCUAGAUACAUUUGGGUCUACAUUUAAUCACCCUGUCAUUCCCAAAUGGGUCCACGUGCUAUAUGCAAAACCAAAGCUAGGAUACAGGUCAAUAAUGUGUUUCCCCCCCCCCCCCUCCUUUCUUCUACAUACAAUAAUGUCGGGAUCCUUCCAGAGCAUGGAGCAAACGUGAAUGGCGUCAGUAUUCAAAAACUUUUGGGGUGUUGUAUGCCUGUGUCUUGUGCCAUGCUGGUUCCUUUCUCUGACACUUUACAUUUCUCCUGAGUCCUAUAGUGACUCAGAAGGUCAGAGGAAAAAAUAAGCUCAUGGUAUUGGACAAAGGCAUCCAAUACUCAUGGAUUUGUUGAAUGCCAAAUAAGCUUUCCAAGGCCGCAGUGCUGGUACACAGAAGUAGGAGAAACGGGCCACCAAAAUGUGAUUAUACACUGUCUUCUCUUGCAGAGAAAUUCAACUUUUAAAGCUCUAGUGACCUAGCAGGAUCUCUAUACCAAGGGAACAAAGGGCAACAGUUACUGAAAUGUAAAUUCCAUUCUAAAGUAAAAAGGGAAUUUUGGUUGAAACAGUCUUCGUAAAUCACAGGCAAGAUAGUUAUACUUACAUAGUUGCAUAGUAAGUGAGGUUGAAAAAAGACACAAGUCCAUCAAGUCCAACCUAUGUGUAUAUUAUACUUAGGUUUCUUUGUUUUGAAACCCCCAGGUGUAGUUCUGCCUUUUACAGGAGGGUGUAGUUAUGACAUAGUCCCUCUUCUAGCCUAGCUAAGCUGACAGUUUUUCAGAAAAUCGGCACUGUAAGUCAGCCAACACAGGCCACAGGAUAUAGCAAAGAGCAGUAAGCCUGUGGAAACGGCAAUUGUGGAUCACAGGACACGUAGUUAAACAGUGAAUCUAUUUGAAGAAAGACACAAGUCCAUCCAUUUCAACCAACAGAGCUAAAAAAAAAAAAAAUAGAAAACCUCCA